CUGUUUCAAGCCAAAAUUUUCUGAAACCCAAAGCAUCAUCCACAUCGCUCUUUGGCUGCCGCGAUGGUCAAGGUUUUCCUGGACAUCGACAUCGACGGCGAGUUGGCGGCCUUCCAACUGGGCCAGGCCUUUGUGGAGGCCAAUGACAUCAAGUACUCUUUGAGCUCCAAGGACGUCUUGGCGCUUGGUGGCUCGGAAAUCUCGCGGCUGCCCGAGCUUUUUGAGUCCGACUACGAGUGGAGCCAAAAGGGUCGAGCGCUGUUCAAACCGCCAGAACAGCGAGUAGUUAUCGAGCUCUUCGAAAAGGAGAGCCCGAUGGCCUGCGCCAACUUCAAGGCGUUUUGCACCGGAGAGAAGGGGAAGUCCAAGGAAUCGGGGAAGGAGAUGUGCUACAAGAACGUGCCCUUCCAUCGAAUCCUGAAGGGCUUCAUGAUGCAGGGUGGUGACUUUGUGACGGGCACCGGCGCUGGCGGUGAGAGCAUUUAUGGCAAAAAAGGCUUCAAGGAUGACCCGGGUGGACUGAAGCUGAAGCACGAUGCGAGAGGCAUCGUUUCCAUGUCCAACACUGGCAAGAACUCCAAUACCUGCCAGUUCUUCAUCACCUUUGGUGAUCAAAGCAAGCUGAAUGGCAAACACGUGGUCUUUGGCCGUGUGGUCGAAGGCAUGGAGGUCAUCGAUCGGGUGGAAGAAGAAACCGGCACAGCAGCGGAGGACAAACCUCUCAAGCCGGUAACCAUUGUCGACUGCGGGAUCCUAUCGUGAAGCUUGUGAGUCCCUACGGUUGUAGACGCAAGUCCUGGGACAGAUGCAGCCUCUGGUGAUCUUAGUGAUCUUAGUGGCGAAAGCAUCAUUUCUGGUCGCCACGGCAAUGGACGAAAGCAUCGGUUUGACGUCCGAUUGACAUGUUCAGAAACUCAAUGACUCAAAGCCUUCGUGUUGGACUCGAUUGCUUGCUCCCGGCCUUGGUGUGGCCAAGUAGAAACUCAGUCGCAAAAAAUGACCAGGAUGGGAGCAACAUCUUGCAAGCAUGGCCUGAGCAUGAAGCCAUGUGGAGAGACAUUAAACCUGCAUGUGAAUCACAUGCAACAUAUUCCAUGUGCAUUUGGAGGCCAUCGCUAGUAGGUAGGUAGUUGAC
Messenger RNA from Durusdinium trenchii, 1135 nucleotides. NCBI's taxonomy places the organism in Eukaryota, Dinophyceae, Suessiales, Symbiodiniaceae. The record is from the annotation of a GenBank genome assembly.